UCUCCCUCUCCUCCUACUCAGCUGGCUCCAGGGGAAAAGCAACUGUGUCCUCGCCAGCCUGAGGCUGCCGCGGCCCACUUGGGCGAAGGGGCCGGUAUCCCUCCAACUCCCCACAAGGAGCUCUGGAGCCCUAGGACCAUGGCUACUCUUAAUAGGAACCAGCUAGGCCCUGGAUGCAAGACCCAGGCUGUGGUGCAGAAAGGGCCGUUGGAUCUGAUUGAGACGGGUCAAGGACUGAAGGUGCAGACAGACAAACCUCAUCUUGUGAGCCUGGGCAGCGGCAGGCUCAGCACAGCAAUCACUCUCCUGCCGCUGGAGGAAGGGAGGACAGUGAUUGGUUCAGCAGCCAGGGACAUCUCACUGCAAGGUCCAGGCCUUGCUCCAGAACACUGCUACAUCGAGAAUCUGAGGGGCACUCUCACCCUGUACCCUUGUGGCAAUGCCUGCACUAUUGAUGGGCUCCCUGUUCGGCAGCCCACCCGGCUCACUCAGGGCUGCAUGUUGUGUCUGGGUCAGUCCACCUUCCUGCGCUUUAACCACCCAGCCGAAGCCAAGUGGAUGAAGAGUAUGAUUCCAGCAGGGGGCCGGGCCCCAGGGUCCACGUACAGUCCUGGCUCUGCUGAAUCAGAGAGCUUGGUCAAUGGGAACCACACAGCACAGCCCGCAACCCGGGCACCUCCAGCCUGUGCCAGCCACAGUUCCCUGGUGAGCUCCAUUGAAAAGGACCUGCAGGAAAUCAUGGACUCGUUGGUGCUAGAGGAGCCCGGAGCUGCAGGCAAGAAGCCUGCAGCCACAUCCCCGUUGUCGCCAGUGGCUAAUGGUGGACGCUACCUGUUGUCCCCUCCAACCAGCCCAGGAGCCAUGUCUGUGGGCUCCAGCUAUGAGAACACCUCUCCGGCCUUCUCUCCACUGUCCUCACCAGCCAGCAGUGGAAGCUGUGCUAGCCACUCUCCCAGUGGGCAGGAGCCAGGACCUUCUGUGCCCCCGCUCGUGCCUGCCCGUUCCUCCAGCUACCAUUUGGCUCUGCAACCCCCACAGUCCCGCCCAAGUGGUUCCCGCUCCUCUGAGAGUCCCCGGCUGGGCAGGAAAGGGGGUCAUGAGAGACCUCCCAGCCCUGGUCUCCGAGGUCUUCUGACUGACAGUCCUGCAGCUACAGUCUUGGCUGAGGCCCGCAGAACCACUGAGAGUCCCAGGCUAGGUGGGCAGCUGCCUGUGGUGGCUAUCAGCCUGAGUGAAUAUCCAUCUUCCGGUGCCCGCAGCCAACCCACCAGUAUUCCUGGCAGCCCUAAGUUCCAGUCUCCAGUGCCUGCUCCCCGAAACAAGAUCGGCACACUCCAGGACCGCCCUCCCAGUCCUUUCCGUGAGCCCCCAGGCACAGAGCGGGUACUAACAACCAGCCCCUCUCGACAGCUUGUGGGCAGAACAUUUUCAGAUGGGUCAGCAACUCGUACCCUCCAGCCACCGGAGAGUCCCCGCUUGGGCCGGCGGGGCCUGGACAGUAUGCGGGAACUGCCCCCGUUGAGUCCAUCUCUGUCUCGAAGGGCUCUGUCCCCACUGCCAGCCCGGACUGCCCCAGAUCCCAAACUAAGCAGGGAAGUGGCAGAGAGCCCCCGGCCCCGGCGCUGGGCAGCCCAUGGGACUUCACCUGAGGACUUCUCCCUGACACUAGGAGCACGGGGCCGCAGGACUCGGAGUCCUUCGCCCACACUCGGGGAGUCCCUGGCACCUCGCAAGGGCAGCUUCAGUGGCAGGCUAAGCCCAGCCUACAGUCUGGGCUCUCUUACUGGGGCUUCACCUCGCCAGAGCCCCCAUGCUCAAAGGAAGCUUUCCAGUGGGGACUUGCGGGUGCCCAUCCCAAGGGAGAGGAAAAAUAGCAUCACGGAGAUCAGCGACAAUGAGGACGAUCUCCUGGAGUACCACAGGCGGCAGCGCCAAGAGCGGCUCCGGGAGCAGGAGAUGGAGAGGCUGGAACGCCAGCGCCUGGAGACCAUCCUGAACCUGUGUGCUGAGUACAGCCGAGCUGACGGGGGACCUGAGACUGGGGAACUGCCCAGUAUAGGAGAGGCCACGGCAGCACUGGCUUUGGCAGGCAGGAGGCCCUCAAGAGGCUUGGCAGGAGCCAUAGUAGUGUCUGGAAGGAGUGGUGAGGAGUCUGGAGGUGCCUCGCAGCGCCUGUGGGAGAGCAUGGAGCGCUCUGAUGAAGAGAAUCUCAAAGAGGAGUGCAGCAGCACAGAGAGCACCCAGCAGGAGCACGAAGAUGCUCCUAGCACGAAGCUCCAAGGAGAGGUGCUGGCUGUGGAAGAGGAGCGGGCUCAGGUUCUGGGGCGCGUAGAGCAGCUGAAGGUCCGAGUGAAGGAGCUGGAACAGCAGCUGCAGGAGGCAGCCCGAGAGGCUGAAAUGGAGAGAGCACUGCUGCAGGGGGAGAGGGAGGCGGAGCGAGCAUUGCUGCAGAAGGAACAAAGAGCUAUGGACCAGCUGCAGGAGAAGUUGGUGGCCUUGGAGACAGGCAUCCAGAAGGAGAGGGACAAGGAGAGGGCGGAGCUGGCCGCGGGACGGAGGCACCUGGAGGCCCGCCAGGCGCUCUACGCCGAGCUCCAGACGCAGCUCGAUAACUGCCCCGAGUCAGUGCGGGAACAGUUACAGGAGCAGCUGAGAAGGGAGGCAGACGCUCUAGAGACUGAGACAAAGCUCUUUGAGGACCUGGAGUUCCAGCAGCUGGAGCGGGAGAGUCGCGUGGAGGAGGAGCGGGAGUUGGCCGGCCAAGGGCUGCUUCGCAGCAAGGCUGAGUUGCUGCGCAGCGUGAGCAAGAGAAAGGAGCGCCUAGCUGUACUGGACAGUCAGGCUGGGCAGAUCCGGGCCCAAGCAGUACAGGAGUCAGAGCGUCUGGCCCGGGAAAAGAAUGCUGUCCUGCAGCUACUGCAAAAGGAGAAGGAGAAGCUGACUGUGCUUGAGAGGAGAUAUCAUUCGCUCACGGGUGGCAGGUCUUUUCCGAAGACCACCUCAACCCUCAAAGAGGGUCACCUACUCAUCCUCGAGGCCUCAGAGAUAGGGCUGGAGACCAAAGCUCUGGGCCAAUCCCCAAGGUCUUCCGAGCCUGGGGCCUCCUCUGUUCCCUUAACCCCUCCUGCUUCCACUCAGCUCUGUCCCAAAGCACAAGAGGAGUAUGUGAGCCUCACUGAGGUUCUCCAGCUGUGCUCUUGUUUGGGCCCCUAUGCUUCUGCUACCUGCCCUGGCAGGCUCCCCCAGUCCCCGCCUGACAGCAAGUACGUGACUCUUGAGCAGCUAAAAGUGAUUUGGGGCGCCCCACCUAUGCCCCCAAGCCCUUCGCCAAGCCUGCCUUCCUGGGCUUCUGCCUCCCAGGACCUCGUUCCCAUCACCUGUCUUCCUCCCACGCUGCCCUCUUCCUUCGCUUCCAUCACGCCUUCGUCUAAGAUGGAGAAACUGCUGCUCCCUGCUGUAGACUUAGAGCAGUGGUACCAGGAGUUGAUGGCCGGGCUGGGGACUGGCCUUGCUGCAGCCUCCCCUCGCUCCUCUCCCCCGCCUCUGCCUGCCAAAGCUUCUCGUCAGCUGCAGGUUUACCGCUCCAAGAUGAAUGGUGACAUGGCCAGCCCCCUGCCCAGGACCCGUAGUGGCCCUCUCCCCUCCUCCUCAGGCUCCUCAUCCUCUUCUUCACAGCUCAGCGUGGCUACCCUGGGCCGUAGUCCUUCCCCAAAGAGUGCCCUGCUCGCCCAGAAUGGCACCAGUAGUCUCCCUCGAAACCUGGCAGCCACGCUGCAGGACAUUGAGACCAAGCGCCAGCUGGCCCUACAGCAAAAGGUCGAGUUACCUCCUGCCGAGCCCCUCUCACCCGAAGACCCAGCAGGGCACCAAGUGAUCGAGGAGCAACGGCGACGGCUGGCUGAGCUGAAGCAGAAAGCAGCGGCAGAGGCUCAGUGCCAGUGGGAUGCCUUGCAUGGUGCAGCCGCCUUUCCAGCAGGCCCGUCUGGCUUCCCCACACUCAUGCACCAUUCUAUCCUGCACCACCUGCCAGCAGGCAGGGAACGUGGAGAGGAGGGCGAGCACGCUUACGACACCCUGAGCCUGGAGAGUUCGGACAGCAUGGAGACCAGCAUCUCUACGGGGGGCAACUCCGCCUGUUCCCCUGACAACAUGUCCAGCGCUAGUGGUCUGGACAUGGGCAAGAUAGAGGAAAUGGAGAAGAUGCUAAAGGAAGCUCACGCGGAGAAGAGCCGGCUCAUGGAGUCCAGGGUGAGGCUGACUGGAGCCAGGAGGCAGCAGGUGGAGCGGGAGAUGGAGCUACGGAGGCAGGCCCUGGAGGAGGAACGUCGGAGGCGGGAGCAAGUGGAGCGGAGGCUGCAGAGUGAGAGCGCCCGCAGGCAGCAGCUGGUGGAGAAAGAAGUCAAGCUGAGGGAGAAGCAGUUUUCCCAGGCUCGACCUCUGACACGUUAUCUUCCCAACCGGAAGGAGGACUUUGAUUUGAAGACCCACAUAGAGUCGUCAGGCCAUGGGGUGGACACCUGCCUACAUGUGGUGCUUAGCAGCAAGGUCUGCCGUGGCUACUUAAUCAAGAUGGGUGGCAAGAUUAAAUCGUGGAAGAAGCGCUGGUUUGUCUUUGACCGGCUGAAGCGCACCCUUUCCUACUAUGUGGACAAACACGAGACGAAGCUGAAGGGGGUCAUCUACUUCCAGGCCAUCGAGGAAGUGUACUAUGACCACCUGCGCAGCGCAGCCAAGAAAAGGUUUUUCCACUUCACCAUGGUGACUGAGAGUCCGAAUCCAGCCCUCACCUUCUGUGUGAAGACCCAUGACCGGCUGUACUACAUGGUGGCCCCAUCUGCAGAGGCCAUGCGCAUCUGGAUGGAUGUCAUCGUCACGGGAGCUGAGGGCUACACUCAAUUCAUGAACUAACUACCAGGCACCUCCUGGGUCCCCCAGGUCAGCCCCAGGACACCAUGCCCUGCCACUUGCUGCUCUGCUUGUCCCUGGAGACAGAGGCACACUGGGCACGGGCCACAAAGGGUCAGGAUGUAGUUGAGUACCCCAGGGCUUUUGUGCAAGAAAACGAAAUUGUUCUAUGAGGAGUUUGGUGCUUGGGAAUCAGGCUCCGGUCCCUAAAGAGCCAGCAGAGAGGAAAGGAAGAGGGAGGGCCUUGUCGCCUCCUGGGAGUCCAGAAGUGCAGGAUUCCCUCCUGGGUCCAGCAGGCUGAAGAGGCAUAGCUGAGCUGUGACUCUCAGCUCUGUCCUGGUACCCACUUAGCCCAGCUUACUUUCUCUCUGUAAAGGACAAAUUAUGGUACCAGAAUCUGCCAAAGAUCCCCUUUCUCAUCUCAUCCCCUCUACAGGGGUCUGGGGGGUCCUGAGCAGAGCCACGUGUAGAACAGGGGAGAGGCUCAGGCCUGCACUUCCCGCCCCCGGUCUGCCUCCUUCUCCUCCCACCUCCCACUUUUCACUACUUAGCUCAAGGACCAGAGACCUCAAGUGUCAUUCUCGAGGUCCAGCCCCGUAAUCAUGUUACAAGCCCAUCAUCCUUGUCUCCAUGGUGGCUGCUUCCUCACCAUGGUUACACACUAAUUGCCAUGGCCACUCUGUGGCUCUGCCCACUGCUUCGGCUGUGGGCCACAUGAGGGUACAUGCCACCCAUCUCUCCAACCCAGGCCUGGGGGCCUGUCACAUGGUGGGAGGAGAUAGAGUUCCUCCCGGCUGCAGUGUGUCUCCAGCCCCCAGCCCAGCCCUCUCCCUUUUACUGUGCCUUGCUUAGAGCCAGAAGGGAUGAUGUCCAGAGAUCCAAGACCAGAGAGCAGCAUCACUGAGGGGAGAGGAAGCUAAGAGGUCUGCCCUCCCAUUCUGACAGGACUAGUUCCCAAUAAGGAACGAGGGUGGUAGCUCAGAGUGUCUGGAAAGAAGCCUGAGUUGGGAGCAGGGCGGGCAGAAGCAGAGGCCCUGAGCUGUGGUAACCUCCCUUCAGUUUCCCAAAGGUGACGGGAAAGAAGGACAGAGGAUCAAGUCUCCAGCUGGCUGGCCUCAGCCUUGCGCCUUAACACUAAGCCACCUUCCCUGCCCUCCCCAGCACUGGGCCCUUGGUUGCUGGGCCUGGCUGGGUGUUUUGCAGUAUUUGUAAGCAUUUCAGCAGAACAAUAAAAGCAUUUUGACUAUGUA
Rattus norvegicus (Norway rat) is the source of this 6155-nucleotide messenger RNA. NCBI's taxonomy places the organism in Eukaryota, Metazoa, Chordata, Mammalia, Rodentia, Muridae. The record is from RefSeq and is a predicted model, not a curated record.